Messenger RNA from Cuscuta epithymum, 1616 nucleotides. NCBI's taxonomy places the organism in Eukaryota, Viridiplantae, Streptophyta, Magnoliopsida, Solanales, Convolvulaceae. The record is from the annotation of a GenBank genome assembly.
AAAUCAAUAAAUCCAGACAAAAAACAAAUGGAGACUUGAGGAUUCUCUCUAGGGUUCGGUGGCUUCCGCCGGCCGCCUUAGUGUAGUUCGUUUUUCCCUUCUCGUUCUCAGCCUUGGCUUUGGAUUGCUUCAGAACAAAGGCAGGGCGAUUAGGUGUUUUGGGUCUACUGCAAUCGGCAGGUUCGUGGGUUGUAGGGAAGACGUUUGCUAACUGCUACGGCUUCGGAGGGGACAUCUCGGCAGACGAGUUUUUCAAAUAUGGAAGAUGUGGUAGAGCAGUAUAGACGUUUGGCUUUGGAGAAAGAAAACAGUAGGCUGAAUUUUGAUGAUGAGGAGGAAGAGAAUACCAUUCCAAAGGCAAAGGCGGCAGAUUUUCCGGUGGUGGGAGUCAUCCUCACCGACCGGAAAGUCAGAUUUCAGUCAGUUCAGGAACUGUUUGUAUCACUCUGGAGGCCAGGGAGAGGAAUGGCGGUUCAAGAAAUUGAUGAAAAGAGGUAUCUUUUCACUUUUAAUCACAAAAUUGAUAUGAAUCGUGUUAUAGAGGAUGGUCCUUGGUUAUUUGAGCGGAAUUUGUUAAUGCUAAAGGCAGUUGGCCCUAAUGAUAUACCGCAUAAAAUGGACUUGUUCGAAGCAGAGUUCUGGGUGCAAGUGCACAAUGUGCCGUAUAUGUUUAUGAAUGUUGAUACCGCUAGGAGGGUGGGUAACUAUAUAGGGGAAUUCAUUAAAUUUGAUGAAAGCCACUUUAAAGAAAAAUGGAGUUCUUGCUUGAGGGUUAGGGUAAAGAUGGAUAUAAGAAGACCCCUAAAAAAAGGUUCUACUUUGACUAAGGGAGGGGAAGGACACUGGGUAGAUUUUAAAUAUGAAAAACUACCAAACUUCUGCUUCAUUUGUGGGAUUAUGGGGCACUCUGAGAAGUUUUGCCCGUUAAAAUAUGUGGAGGAUCUAGUUUUGGAGAAAAAUUUUAGUGCUGAUCUCAGAGCAGGUGGUGGGGGUAAGAUCAGCCCCACGAGGGGCGGCAAGUGGUUGGGGGAUAAACAUGGAGGUUCGAGUCAGCAAUGGAGGGCUCGACAAAAGGAAGAAGGCACUAUGAGACAGGACCGUAGGGGAAGUACCGCUGAGUCUGAAAGCAGUGGCACAAAGGAAGAGACUAGAAGCGGUGCUGGGGAGGUCGCGGUGGACCAGAAGCGCAGGAGAGUUUGGAAGGAGCCGUCAGAAGAAAACAUCUCAGGGGAGGAGAUGGCACUGGACAGCACAAAAAACGGGGAGGAGGCGGGUCUCAGCUCCUAGGCCCGCCUGAAGUAUUCAUGAAGCUGCAGGUGCAGAGUUUCCACGGUGGUGCUUAUUUUAUUAUUGCUUGCUUUGUUUCUUUUGAUGGUCAGACUGUUGUUUUUGUUAUUGGUUUUGGUUAUUUUUGUAAGACUCUUGCAUUAGGCUCGGGUGAUGAGUGUGCUGCAGUAACCAUUAUUGGUUCAGUUAUGCCCAGUUUAGGAUCAGCGAGUUAUACUGCUUUUUUUAAAGUGGUUAACUCAGAGUCUGGCCCAAGGGCGGAUGGUUAUGGGUGGUGCUCUUGUUAUUUUAGAUCCUUGCUGAAUGCUUUUAUUCUAAUAUAAGUCCCC